UGGAAGUGGGACAAAGUUGACAAGAAUGUCACAGUUGGAAAAAUUGAGAACAUCAAUGUAACAUUGGAAAGCUAUUUUUUAUGAGAGGCUUUUUGCCAGAUGAGGUGAUUGAUGCUUAUUUACAUCAGCUGACUGCAGGAUUAACUGGAACAAUUUUUAUCAACAGUACUAUAAUGACAGCCAUUGCAAACAGGCAGACGGAAACACAUGGCUGUUUACAGGAGGUCAACUUCCAGGAAUAUGACUGUGUUAUUGGUGCAGUGAAUGAGGGAGAAAACCACUGGACUCUUUUGAUUAUUUUACCUAAAGAAAAGAUGAUUUGUUAUUACAAUCCUAUGGGUGAAACAUUCCUGUCACUUCAAACAUUAAUGGAGAACUGGUACUUCUUCAUGAAAGAAAGGUCAGAUUUCAUGCUAGAUGGAAAUGGAACCUGGCGGGUAAAUGUGCUUGAUCAUUCCAAACAACUGGACAGCAUUUCUUGUGGAGUUUAUGUCCUAAAGAUGGCUGAAAUGUUUCUUUCUGGUGGAGAUAUUCAGUUUGUUAUGACAGCAGAAGAUCUUAAUCAGUAUCGUCUUCAAAUUGGGACAGUCAUAUUAGGACAAUGUGGUUUACUAAAAGUACACCAGUCUAUAGUUGCAAAGAGAUCGGUCAAGUCAACAUGUGGAAUCACCAACUUGAUGCCUCCUAAGCCAGCUAUUGGAAACAAUAAGAUGAUACUGUCUGAAACUUUUCAGCCACAACCCUGUACUGAAGAGACAGCAGUAUCUUGUAUUGAUGAUGGAACAACUCUUGAAGGCAACAGGAGUGAUAAUGGUGGAAAUGAGGAGGAAGAUGUAGAUGACAACGAUGACAACAACAAAGGUUUAAAGGGUGGAAAUGAGGAGGAAGAUGUAGAUGACAACGAUGACAACAACAAAGGUUUAAAGGGUGGAAAUGAGGAGGAAGAUGUAGAUGACAACGAUGACAACAACAAAGGUUUAAAGG
Messenger RNA from Mytilus trossulus (common blue mussel), 984 nucleotides. RefSeq lists its product as uncharacterized. Gene Ontology annotation, molecular function: deSUMOylase activity. The record is from RefSeq and is a predicted model, not a curated record. Gene Ontology annotation, biological process: protein desumoylation; proteolysis. Lineage: Eukaryota; Metazoa; Mollusca; Bivalvia; Mytilida; Mytilidae. The transcript is spliced from 9 exons. Gene Ontology annotation, cellular component: nucleus. The annotation marks the transcript as partial.